Messenger RNA from Aspergillus fumigatus Af293, 1728 nucleotides. RefSeq names its product retrograde regulation protein 2. NCBI's taxonomy places the organism in Eukaryota, Fungi, Ascomycota, Eurotiomycetes, Eurotiales, Aspergillaceae. Gene Ontology annotation, biological process: regulation of transcription by RNA polymerase II. The record is from RefSeq and is a predicted model, not a curated record.
AUGGCCUGGUGGACAUGGGAAGAAAGUAGCAACGGAAUUCGCUUCUCCAUCACCGACCUUUCCCCACCCACAGCCCGGCUCCUGCCAACAAUCUACCAAGACCGGGUGGGGAUCUCCCUCUACGAUGCCCAAUUCUCGCAGACGGAGAAUGGGCAGAGGGUGCGGGGGCCUGUCUCGCAAGAGAUCAUUGAGCAAGUUGUGGACCGCCUCGUCCGGUUCAAAAUCACCUGCGAUGACUUUUGCGUACCCCCGGGCAACAUCCACGUCCUCGCUACAGAGGCCACACGCACGGCACCAAACUCUGACGAGUUCCGGGCGCGGAUCAAGGCCCGCACGGGCUGGGAGGUGCGCAUGCUCUCUAAAGAGGAGGAGGGGCGCAUCGGGGCGUUGGGAAUCGCUAGCAGCUCGCAUUCUGUUGCGGGACUUGCGAUGGAUCUUGGUGGGGGGAGUACGCAGAUUACCUGGGUGAUGGAGGAGGAUGGGGUGGUGAGCACAAGUCCCCUGGGUUCGUUUAGUUUCCCGUACGGGGCGGCAGCGUUGAAGCUGCGCUGGGAAGAGGCGAAGAGGCAAGGCGGGGACGCCGAGGCAAAGUUGAAGGAGGAGAUGACGAAGAAUUUUCAGGAUGCGUACGCGCGUAUACAGCUUCCUGAACGUCUCGUUGAGGCUGCUAAGCGCAGUGGAACAUUUGACUUGUAUCUCUGUGGUGGAGGGUUUAGGGGCUGGGGUUACAUGCUCAUGAACCAGUCUAAGGUCAAUCCGUACCCGAUCCCGAUUAUCAAUGGCUACCGAGCGCGCAGGGAGGAUUUCCACGAUACGGUAUCUGUUCUAGAGACGGUCUCGGAUUCUGAAGUCAGCGUGUUUGGAGUGUCGAAGCGGCGGGCAUCACAGAUCCCCGCGGUGGCUGUUCUAGUCAAUGUGAUCAUGGACGCUCUACCUCCCAUUACGCAUAUACAGUUCUGUCAGGGAGGAGUACGUGAGGGCUUUUUAUUUGAUCGGCUUCCACAAGAGGUUCGGGCAGAACACCCGCUUCUAUCUGCGACAUCGCCAUACGCGCCUCCAUCUGCAGAGGCAAUCAAGGACCUUCUUCUACAGGCCUUGCCAACUUCCUCAUCACCAAAAGCAUCUUUGCAAGCACCAGAAUCCUUCGAUGCUUGUUUAAUAAGUGCUCUCGCCAACAUGCUGUACGCACAUGCUCAAGUGCACCGGGCUAGCCGAUCCGCUGCUGCGCUUCAUAGCACAACCACUGGGAUUCUGGCGUCAAUCAAUAAUCUUACACAUAUUGAUCGCGCUCUGCUUGCUCUGAUCCUCUGCGAGCGAUGGGAGGGCGACCUCCCUCCAGCAGACCAGACGUUCCACUACCAGCUUAGCAGAUGUGUGUCGGCGCAAGAGGCAUGGUGGUGUCAGUACCUUGGCCGAGUUGCCGCUCUCAUUGGAGACGUGUAUCCGGCAGGCCGGGUCCCGGAGACGGGCGAUAGAAUCCAAUUAGAGACAACUUGGACGUCUACAGUGAAGAAGAAGGAAUCGUGCGAUAUGUUGUGCCUUCGGAUAAUUUUCGGCGACGAUGCUGCUGCUGCUGCUACUGGGCGGCAUAUGCUGCAGGAACGGGCGGAGGAGAUUGAGAAGGCCGGGAAGAAAAAAAACUGGAUCAACGAGUAUGGCGUGCGAGUGGGCACUCACAUCUUCUACCAAUCUCCCGGUACAGCCAGGAUAUCGCAAAGGAAUUUUUGA